Molecule: messenger RNA, 815 nt
Organism: Cooperia oncophora
Lineage: Eukaryota; Metazoa; Nematoda; Chromadorea; Rhabditida; Trichostrongylidae
Source: the annotation of a GenBank genome assembly
GGAAGGCACUUUCUCAGUUAGCGAAGAAGGUCCCGACCAUAAAACGCCGCGAAGAUGGUCUCGAGUAUCUGUGCGAUUACAGGAUACCGCCUUUUCGAGCGUUGUGGUAUCUAAAAGUUACUGCUGCCCUUACUGGAAGCCCAAAUACGACCAAACAGAAGAAAUCGAUUAGUGAUUUAUUCUCUGCAGAGUACAAGGAAAUAUUCGUGAAGGCUAUUAAAGAUUUAACUAGUCGUAUGUGGUGCAUCAAUGAUCUCUCAACGUGCCCUAUUUAUAAGGAGCGUUGGUUAUACAUAUCAAAUUUGAGUAAAAUAGCAUUUGAGGACGGGGUGAUUGAGCGUCAAGAUUUCUUGAACGAGUUAUGUGAUAUAUUUUCUGAUUAUUUCGUUCGCCGAGUGAAAAAUGAAGAAAAGCUACCACAGUUACGUGUUUAUUUAUUGUUCUUGACACAAUUUUUGCGACAUAUCAACAACAAUUUGAUCCUCGCUCGGCGGCUAGCUCAUAUGAUUGCCAUGAAACUCCGAUUGUAUAAAAUGGAAUAUGAUGAGCAGAAUAACACUGUUACGAAAGGAGCGGAGGCAUUCACAGCACUCGCGCAGUGUUCAGCUUUUCGACCUGUUAUUCAUGUUUUGAUAGCGGUUCUACAAAAUAUUGUAAUUGAUGCACCCGCGGCUGUCAUCUGGAACAAAUUCAGGGUUUCAACAACGGAUAAACUUCCAUUUAUUUUGUCCCAGUUAUGUGGGUCACCUCUCGACUUGCUCCCAUGUGCAGUUCAUGAAUUACCUCUCACUCCAGGGAAAGGUUUGUUUAUGGAU